AUGUCAAUCGAGAAAGAAUUCAAACCUCCUCCAUAUGAUCCGUCAUAUUCGAUUCACAAGUAUCCCACUGAUGACAAAAAAGGAUUUGAUGAGCUAGCAAAAGCAGAACUUGAAGUUUUCGAACCAAUUGAAAUCAACGGAAAGGUUGUGGAUUGGGAUUUCGUAAACUAUAAUGAACAAAUGGGGUAUGAAAUUACUACAUACGUAUCACAAGAUGCGCGGGCCAAGUACAAAGCAUCUAAAGAGGUUAAAACUAAAGAAGUUCUUGAUCUUCAGAGAUCGGGAUAUGCUAUACCCUUGCUAAAAACGGAUCAUUCCUGGAAAGCAUUAUACUCCCAUUCACUUAUGAAAAUUCUUAGAUUUGUUCCUCCUCCGGCAGACCAAAACAGAUUAUUCGACCCAAAGUUAGAUCGCUACGAGUUCUGCAUGGUAAGGAAGUGGGUCUGUUCAAGUUACAAUCGAUUUGAGUUCAAUUUUACACCUAAUCCUACAAAUAAGGCAGAGGACUUUACUCUCUAUAUGAUCUACCACCGUAGGAAUCCGAUUGCGGAUGUAUCCCCUUAUAAUGGAAAAAGAUACAGAUUCAUCACUCCAAAACUUUGGAGCUUAAAAAGGGAUUGGUCUUACGAAUUGCAUGAGUUGAGUGAAGAACAAGAUUCUCUUGCAGAUAAUUUGCAUAAGGAUGGUAAAGUGCCAAAGAAUAAUCCACUCCUUGGGUCUGCCUGGAAAAACAACAUUUUACCUCAGGUCAAAGACACCGAUCUGUUCAAAGGAAACGAGCUUGGGGUUGCUGUAUACCGAGAAAAAUUGUACAAAGUAGCUCCAGUUAGAUUUGGUUAUCUGAAAACGGUUCCUGGUGAAGCAGCACAACAGUGUGAUUCGGAGUCCAUUAAUUCCGUAUCAGACGAAGCUUUAGUCAUUCUUUGUUUGGUUUCCGUUUUAAAGAAUGUUGAAGAUAAUAGAGCUCUAGGCAUAGAUUUCUAG
This is a messenger RNA of Dujonia railenensis, 984 nucleotides long. The record is from the annotation of a GenBank genome assembly. Lineage: Eukaryota; Fungi; Ascomycota; Pichiomycetes; Serinales; Debaryomycetaceae.